AGUACGACGUAAGACUCGAAACCGGUUGGUCGUGUGACGAGUGACGGCUGGUAUCGGAGCGUGAUGCCGAGUAUGUUUACCGAACUUUUUGGAAUCAAACUUUGAUAUUUUGAAUGAUAAAAGAAAAAAAGUUUUUAUUCACGUUGGGCUAUAUAAUAGACAAAUGAGGAUCGAAUGUUAAGAGUGACCAUAAAAGUCACGCGCGCAUUAAAAACUCUGUGGAUCUUUUAAAAAAGUUGUGAACAUGUAAAUUAUUGUCGAUGCUGUGAAAAUUAAGUUUAACUCGGUGGCAGUAUGGUGGAUGUUGGUGUUAAUGAGUGCGAUAACACCAUAAAAGGGAGGAACCAAUUUGUGUGUCUUGUGCUUGUUCACUUACUUCUUAUUGGACUUAAUGGAACGAAUGCUCAAAAUCGAGCACCACGCAUCAAAGAACAUCCAUCGAAUACUGUGUCUGGGAGAAGUGAACCUGCGACACUGAGAUGCGUGGUUGAAGGGCGGCCAAAACCAACCGUGCUGUGGUUUAAGGACGGCUCACCUUUGCCACCUGCGGAGGAUGGACAUAGGGUAUUGUUGGAAGACGGGUUACUGUUUCUAAGGGUAAAUCGCGGUAAAAAGGAAAGCGAUGAAGGAGUAUACUGGUGUUUGGCACGCAACAUUGCUGGAGAGGCUGUCAGUAACAACGCUUCUCUAAAUGUUGCUAUGCUACGUGAUGACUUCAGGAUUGAACCUACAGAUGUGGUUGUAGCAGCAGGAGAACCUGCUGUAUUAGAAUGUUCACCACCUCGUGGGGUCCCCGAACCUUCUGUUCAUUGGCUUAAAGAUGGACAGCCAUAUGAUGUAGAAGUUAAUGGCAGGGUGACAGUUACAGAUACAGGAAACUUGAAAAUUCUCGAAACAUUACCUACUGAUAGUGGUUUAUUUCGUUGUGUCGCAUCAAAUAUAGCUGGUGAAAGGCAGUCAAGAGCUGCGGGUCUUAUUAUUUUAAGACGUCCACAUUUCGUCGUUAAGCCUAGUAAUAUAACAGCUCUGGUUGGCCAAACCGUUGAAUUUAAUUGCCAGAGCUACGAUACAAAUGUAAAAAUAACUUGGGUCAAAGAGGAUAGUUCGCUGCCUUCACAUGCAACUAUCAUUCGAGGAUUAUUGCGGUUGGAACACGUGUCUGCAGCCGACGCUGGCAUUUAUUCAUGUCGGGCUGAUGGUCAGACUGGUUCGAGUAUAACAAGCGCCACUCUCACCGUUUACUCUUUACCGCACUUCACACAGAUACCAUCAAAUUUGACCGCAUGGGAGGGUGAUGUGGUAUCGAUUCCUUGUGAAGCAAAAGGUCUGCCCACACCAACCACGUUUUGGAUUCUAGAAGGGAAUCAAGAUUCGUUACUUUUCCCUGAAUGUAUGAAAAGCAAUACGAGUUUAUUAUAUCUUGAUGGCGCAAAAACUGAACACAGUGGGCGUGUUAUAUGUACAGCAGUUAAUGCAGCUGGUAGUAUAAUGCAAGAGGCAUAUUUAACUAUUCUUAAGAAGGGGAAUGAAUUAAAAGAACCCUCUUUGGAUCAAGACUUGACUGUGUUAUAUGAGCGGCAAGAACAUAUGACGCAAUAUGAACUUGUUCAAGCGCGAAAGUAUUUGCAGCAGAAUGUUUUAGUUAUGCGGAGGGUGGAAGCGUUGUCAUCUACGUCGAUGAAAGUUGUUUGGGAUGUUUUGACAGAUUACAAUGAAUAUUUGGAAGGUGUCAAAAUAUGGUAUAAUGGAACAAACAUGAAUUGGCGAUUUGCUGUUAAAGAAGAAAAUGCUGUUUUGAACUCAUCCUUGACUGGCGCUGCGUUGUGUUCUAAUGGUUCAUUAACCAAUGUCGAUAAUACUGGUUCAUCAAGUUUCGUUCUAUCUGGGUUAAUGGCUUAUACACAGUACGAUGUUUUCUUGAUGCCUUUUUAUAAAACGUUACUUGGAAAGCCUUCUAAUUUGAUGGCGGGCUUUACGGAUGAGGAUGUACCAUCGGCGCCGCCUCAGAGUGUGACAGCGGGUGUAAUUAACGCAACUUCGGCGUGGAUACGAUGGGAACCACCACCUGCGAUUACUUGGAAUGGAGAAAUCACAGGCUAUUUGAUUGAAAUUCGUGUUAGUGGAAGUGGUGGUGGUCGUAUUGUUGGUCAAAUGUCUCUAGGACCUCGAACUCGGGCCGCUGCGGCUAGUUCCCUUCGCGCUGGCGGUCGAUAUAGUGCAAGAGCAGCUGCCGUUACUAAGCGUGGACGUGGACCUUUUAGUUUGCCUGUCCAGAUACAUAUGUUGCCAACGCAAUCGCAACGUCACUAUGUUCAAACGGAACCACCUAGCGAUUCUAACAUAUCACACAUAUUUCAAGAAACAUGGCUCCUUGCUCUUGGUCUGACAUUAUUCACUGUAAUUAUUAUUGGAUUAUUCAGCGUUUAUUAUAUUAAGCGUCGUAACAGCACUCAACGAAAGAAGUCUACUGGUCAGUCCAUUGUUACAGCACAACAGUGUUUACUCAAUAAAGACACAAUAUGGUUACGAGACAGGCCUGUAUUUGCUGCUACUGAGACCACUAUGGACGCCAGUAGCUGUCAUCAGAGCUUACUACAUGGUGGACAGUCUACGAGUAUUUUAAGUGUGGAACCUGAAUAUUGCUUACCUCAAAAUUCUAUUCAAGGAUUAGAUGAUUUAAGCGUUGAUAGAAUCAGACGAGGCCCCCCUGAACCCUACGCAUCCAGUGCUAUUUACACUGAACUAAACUUUAAGGACAACAACGAAAUUGGAGACAUAAGGAGCUGCGUGGAGCGGCGAUCACAUAACAAUAGCAUUGUUCGUUCAUGUAACGGAAGCAUUCAGUAUUCGAACGGGGAAUGUUCCACAUGUUGUCAUAGCACAUCAAGUAGAUCUACUAAGGAUUAUAGAGAGCCUAGACAUGAAGUACAUAAUGAAAUCAAUGCUAUGGAAGACGACUGUAUGUCCUGUCACACGAAUAGGUCUGGAUCGAGAAGUAGACAGGACAAAAGUAAAGUGUGUCCCGCCAAUGAUUUAGAGUAUGAUUAUCCGCAGUGGCAUUGGCUAGGUAGAGAGAACAGUUUCAAAAUUCCCAUACAGACUAGCAGACAUUCGAAUGUAGCGCGGUCCGAGCAGGGCUGUCAAAUAAAUCUAUGUGAUAUAUUGCCACCGCCCCCGUAUGAGAGUCCGGAAAACAAGAAAAAUUGAGAAGCUCAAAGCGCUUAGGUAACUUUUUUGUAUAAAUUGAAAAACGUUGAGCAAUAAUCAAGUUAGCGACAAAACAUAUGUAACUCGAAUUCCUUUUGGCGUUGAUUUCGAUGUAGUUUAAAAUGUUAUUCGAAUUUUAAAUGUAGUGAGUACAUGUAAUAAAUCUCAGGUAAUCGUCGUAGAAUGCUGGUUAGCGCUUGUAAAACGUAAGUAAUUAGUACUGAACUUUUGAUAUUUGUAACUUAUUCCUAUUGAUAUUCUAGUCACGAUGUAUAAGACUAGUUGAAACUUUAUGAUGAACAUUGUACACCGUCGUGGUUUCAUUUAUUUUGCUGUAAAUAUGAUGGCACUAGUGAUCCGAAAAGAUAAUUUUGUUGAAUAUAAGAAAUACUAAAUAAUUUAAAAUAUCAUCAUCAACAAAUUUCAUCAUCAUCAUCAGCCCUAUUUCACCCCACUGCAUGGGGCUCAAGUCUUCCUUAUGGAAGGUUAAGGAGGAUGGGCCAUGAUUCUCCACGCUGGUCCAAUGUGGAUUGGAUGGUAUUGACUAUUGACAACGUAUUCCGGACCAACUGCGUGCUUUCCGAAGCACGGAGUAGUUAUAGAUAAUAAUUUUGUGGUCACCCAUCCCAUAACCGACCUUAGGGAAAGUUCACCAGCCCUUUUACGUCCCCACUGCAGGGGCUCAGGCCUUCCUUAUGGAUGGUUAAGGAGGAUGGGCUAUGACCCUCCACGCUGGGCCAAUGCGGAUUGGAGGGUAUUAACGACUGCAAAUGCAGCCGGGACCAACGGCUUAACGUGCCUACCAAAGCACGGAGUAGCUCGAGAUAAUAAUUUUUGGUCACCCAUCCCGUGACCGACCCUUGCGAAAGUUGCUUAAUAACAAACACCGCGGGCCGCGGCGUUAAUCCACUACGCCAUAUAGCUUCUUAGCUACUAAAACUAAAUCUGUAGUGUCAAAAUUAAUAAUAAAAAUAAAACUUUUUAAAUUGAACACUAGUGUCAUCUGUGUCAAUCAAAAUAAAAGAAAUUGAGAUAUUAUUUUAACAAAUUGUGUAUACUCAAGGUUGUCCUCUUGAUCUUAACGUAGAUUUUAACAGCUCCGCAUUUCACUGCCAUACUAUGAUAUGUUUAGAAUUACACAUAUAAAUUAGAUGUAUAAUCUUUGACUGUGAUAUUUAUAUUAAAUUUGUGUAUUAGGAAUAAAUUUAAACUUAGUUUUAAUUAUUAUUAUUUCAAAGAAUAAUUCCAGAUGACGCGGAAACAUUAAAAUUUUGUUAUAUUUCGGGUAAGUUUUGUAUUAACAAAAGUAUAUUUUUAAAACAACAAAUUCUAAUUUAUGUAUUUUAUUAAAAUGAAUAUAUUUUAAUGAUAAUCUUUAAAAUUUAUGGAAACUAUCUUUGACAUAAUAGAAAUUGCAAUGUUUCUUCAAUUUUUUACGUUCUUUUUGAAAAUCAUUUGUAAUAAACCUAUUUUGAUUUUUUUAUCCAUAUUGUGUUAUAACUUCAAAAUCGGAAUAUAGCAAAUUUAC
Messenger RNA from Diatraea saccharalis (sugarcane borer), 4735 nucleotides. The record is from the annotation of a GenBank genome assembly. NCBI's taxonomy places the organism in Eukaryota, Metazoa, Arthropoda, Insecta, Lepidoptera, Crambidae.